Molecule: messenger RNA, 2672 nt
Organism: Diachasmimorpha longicaudata
Lineage: Eukaryota; Metazoa; Arthropoda; Insecta; Hymenoptera; Braconidae
Gene: Brd7-9
Product: bromodomain-containing protein 7
Exons: 6
Coding region: 399-2576 (725 amino acids)
Biological process (GO): regulation of transcription by RNA polymerase II
Cellular component (GO): nucleus
Source: RefSeq, a predicted model, not a curated record
CCAAUCCAACUAAUAUUCCAAAAUGGCGGACGUUAAUGUCUGAUUUAUCGAAUCGACGACAAUUACCAGACAAAACAAGUUAAUUUUCUCGUGUUCCUGGCGUCGUUGUCAUCCUGGAAGUCAGUGCUACAUUUACCUACGUUGAUACCUUUGUAAAUCAUCAAACUGUGGCCGCAACAGCAGACUAUGGGCUCCAAGAAGCACAAAAAACAUAAAAGAGAACGACAAGAAGGAUUAUUGACUACGUUUUCACCCCGGACAAACUGAGAGUGAGGUUGGAGUAGAAGUUAGAGGACCUCCUAUCACCGGACAAACCACCAGCUCUCAAACUAAUUCUAAAAGUUGGUGGCAGCACUGGAACCCCUGAAUACGGUAACGAGUCCCCUAACCAAUCAGCGAUGCUAUCCCAGCAGUACCAACAGCUGGGUAUGAACUACUCAGUCACCCAGAAUGACACCGAUUACGACAGGUACCUGGUGGGUCACAAAAAGCUGAAGAAAAAAAAGAAGAAAAAGGACAAACGUCACAAACAUCAUCACAAGGACAAAAAACGUAGACGCGAGGAGUCAUCCCAGGAGUCCGUUGGUGAUGCUGAUGAGACCCUCAUCGAUAAUCCACCGAAGGUACCUCACCUAGUGCCAGCAAAGCCACCACCAAGCAGUUCAUCACCUCAUCGUGAGCCAAGAACUUGUGUUUUGAAGAAAAUUGCUGAGAAAACACCUCUUCAGCGACUUCUGGAGCAUCUCCUCAGGUCGAUGGAGAAACGUGAUCCCCAGCAGUUCUUUGCCUGGCCUGUCACCGACAAUUUCGCCCCAGGAUAUUCCCAGAUUAUCACUAAUCCCAUGGACUUCAGUACCAUAAACAAGAAAAUUGAGGAUAACGUCUAUGGGAACGUCAACGACUUCGUCGAGGACUUCAAGCUCAUGUGUGAUAAUGCGAUGGUGUACAAUCAUCCGGAGACGAUAUACUAUAAAGCUGCGAAGAAGCUCCUGCACGUUGGCCUCAAGAUGGUGACACAUGAUAAAUUGAGGCAACUUCGACCUGUUUUGACGUACAUGCACGACAUACCCAGGGAGGAGCUGGGAUUCGAACUUGGGGUUGAGGAUCCCAACAAUCCCGACGUCCUCAUCACCGAGGAGCAGAUCGAGAAGGAGCGAGAGCUCGAGGAGAGAAAUGAAGAGGCUGAGGAGCUCAGGAAGGAGCACCAGAGGAAAAUACGACUCGCUAAUUUGGGAAAAUUCGAGGCAAUUCCUGAUGAUCUCACACCAGAUGACAUCCUCAAGCAGGCGAGGAGUGCUGCCAAGAAUGUCGCUGAUAAACUCUCAGUGAAGAGGUACAACUCGAAGAUGGGAUUUCUCAGGCAGAAGAAAGAUGGCACCACUAGUCUACAGAUCAUCGUUCACGGGGAUGGUAUCAUUCCUGGGACCAAUCAGCGACCAGUUUCACUGGGCCAGUUGAUCGGAAAGUUGAGUCAUGGUACAGGAUCACUUGCUGGGUUCAGGGAGGAUCGCAGGAAUAUGUCGAAGCCGGUAAAGCCGCUGUACUAUGGGGCCUUUGGGUCUUAUGCCCCGAGUUAUGACUCGACAUUUGCGAAUCUUACGAAGGAGGAGACGGAGCUGGUGUACUCGACCUACGGUGAUGACACUGCGGUGCAAUACGCUGAGUCGAUACUGGAUUUUGCGAAGGAUUGUGAUUACACGCUGACGAUGGUGGACGAUCUGCUGGAUAUAUUGACGAGUGGGGAUCACAGGAAGACGAAGAAACUGCUGGAGGAGAAGAGGAGGCUGAAGGAGGAGGAGGAGAAGAUCAAGCAUUUGUUGGAGAAGCAUCAGGAGGUUAGGGGGAGUCCUGGUGAGGGGCUGAAGGUUGAUGUUGAACAACUGAGGACACUCUCGGAGCUGGGGAUUGAUGUUAAUUUUUUGGAGGAGUAUGAAGAAGAAUUGAAGUCCACCGAAGAGCGUCUGGCCCUCCAGACCCGUCUCGACGACACCUCCCAACUACUCGGCCGUCUCCGUCAGGUCCAGCACGAUCGUUUAUCAGCCCCACUCCCCACCCACCUCUCCAACGUCCCAAAAGCCCCACAAGUCGAAGCAGCCCUCGCUGAGAAGAUCACCGACAGUCUCACGACAAUCGCCAAGAAAUUACCACCGUCGGCCAUUGCUCCCGUCGACGGUCUUCGUCGGGCCAUGGGAAUAGCACCAGUCGGUGGACCAGAACCAAUGGAGGUCGAGGCCAUCACUCACAACCCCACGAUCAUCACUGAAAAUCCCCUCUUACCCCACAUCAACAGCAAUCAGGUCACCAACAUGAUGCCCUCCACACCCUCCAUGCAGACCAUCAUCACAUCAGGCAGCCAGACAAACCCGAUCAUCGGUAUCUCCAGCCAAUCACAGGCCCCAAUGCAGAUACAAAUUGGUUUACCUCAUAAUGGGUCUGGUCUGCUCGUCUCCACUGACUCCACUGGAGUCCCGGACCUGGAGUCAGAGCUGAGGGAGUUCCUGGAGAGUGAUCCGACCCUGGGGCACUCGCCCCUUCACGAUGACAAGACUCUGGAGGACAUUUUGUCGGAGUCUUAACAGCUGAUGCCCUGAGGGUGCGAUAAUCGAGGGGAAAAUGUCACUUUAGGGAUGAAAAAUUGGAUUUUCGUGGGUCUGGGGAGGGGGUUGUGAGGA